This is a messenger RNA of Cuscuta campestris, 691 nucleotides long. The record is from the annotation of a GenBank genome assembly. Lineage: Eukaryota; Viridiplantae; Streptophyta; Magnoliopsida; Solanales; Convolvulaceae.
CUAAAUGGGCCGAAAGUAUAUGCAACAUGGAUCGUUGGGGGUAAUAUAGUCAGGAAAAAAGGUCGAGACCUAGGGUUUAAGCGCCGCUCGAUAUUACCAGAAGGGCUAUAAGCAUAUCAUUCGAGCUUCUCUUGAGUUCUGACGCAGUAGGCGGCGGUUCGAAGGAGCAAGAGAAGAUGCCGAAGCAAAUUCACGAUAUCAAGGAUUUCCUGCUUACUGCCAGAAGGAAGGAUGCACGAUCGGUCAGGAUCAAAAAGGGGAAAGAUGUGGUGAAGUUCAAGGUUCGGUGUUCCAAGUACCUUUACACCCUAUGUGUGUUUGAUUUGGAGAAAGCUGACAAGUUGAAGAAAUCUCUCCCUCCAGGUUUGAGUGUGCAAGAUCUGUGAAAGCGCUCCACUCUCUCGGAACAUCUGAAAGACCGUUUAUCGGGUUUCAUUACUUUGUUUUUGUGGACUUCCCAUCAACUACUAUUUGAUAUUUUGCUACAUUUAACGUUUGGUGUUUGUUUGUAACACUCGUAGUUGAAAUGAUAAGCGACCCUUUCUUGUUAUAAUUUCUAGUCUUUUUAUACUUUUGGGCGUAUUAGGGACUUGUAAUGGGUGAAAGCUAGGUAACCAUAUGCUCUUUUCAAGAUUAAUCGUUUGGCACACUUGUGAUGGCCUUACUAGCGAUUACCAGUCUUUGUCAGUCU